UUAUACUAAACUGUGUCUUUGGAUGUAUUUCAAGUAAAGGAUAAAACACACUGGAACAUGCUGUUAGAGGAAAAUAAUCAACUGACAUGAAACAGGUACUGGUAUUACUCUGAAAUUUUUUUUUUUCUUCUCUAAAAUAUGUUGUAAGACAAGUUGUACUUUUUAUCCAUUUAUAGUUCCAUUUAAAAUUGGAAUGUCUGAAACAAAUUAGUUCCUGUUAUCACUUGUUAUAACCGAUCUAAACAGUCGUUCCCUCACCACCCUUUUUUUUUUUUUUUUUUUUUUUUGUUCUGUCUAUUGAAGUUAAUAAAACAAAAAUAUAGCUUGUUACAUUACUGAGAAACCAGAAAUGUCAAGGAACAGCUUUGCCUCUGAGUGUUAAAGUGCUAAUACUGGAAACUCCUUCCAAAAUUCUAACUAAACAUCUCUGCAUAGAAAACGUCACACAAGUCCAUGUGUAAUUUAAUAUAUAAGCGAUAACGUAUUAGAACGAGUGGAUUAAUAUCAACGUGAUUCGCUGUCUAUACUGCUGUUAUAGAAUAUCACCCCUUCUGUCCAAUCACAUUUGAGAAUUCAGCAGCGCUGUGGCAUAAAAUGGAAACGUGAAAGUAUUUGCUCAGUAUCUAGAGAUUAAAUAUGGGAAUGAGUUCAGUUCUACAAGCUUUCCACAUAAGGAGUAGAUCUAUUUUUAAAAUGUGGUGUAGCCUUCUUCCCAGCCUUGAGGCCUGGAUCCUCUUGUUUAUACUCUAAGGGGGGAAAAAAAAAAAAAAAAGUCUUUAACAUUUAAGUUUAAACUGAAGGAUUGAGAUGUAUUUGCUUGGAGCAAUAUUUCGUCACACACACACACACGCACACAUGGCAGUUCCCAGUAUGCACUACUGACCGUGAUGUCUAUGUUACUGAUUCAGUCUGCUUCACUUGAUUACUGGUUUAUUUUUGGUUGGUCUUGGUCACUUUGAUAUGGCCUCUACAAAGACCAUCUUAGCUUUGACAGUUUGUAUAAGGCUAUAAAUUUGAAAAAAAAAAAAAGCGUUCAAAACCUUCACUAAGACUUUGUGUUCAUGGUAUUUUUAUGAUGUAUCAAUCCCAUAUGUAACCAGAAGUAUGCAAUAUCAUAUUCGUGUAUAAGGUCAUGUAAAGUACAGGAGGGUGUCAGUGUCUGCUUCUAGUUGUUUGUGUAAAGAGAAAACUCUGCUUAGAGAGAUGUGCAUUUGAAAAUGCAUAAAAGGCUGUGUUGAGACCAGAUACCAGAUUCAUCAAAUACUCUGGAGACUAACUCGGCUUUGUUGCUUUUUUACGAUAAAGUCUCAUUUUUUGGCUCGGAGAAGUUCCACAACAUAAUCUCGUUUCUUUUCCUGGAAGAAUAGCUUAAAAUGCUUGUUUCUCAGACUUUUUUUUAUGGGUAAGAUUCUUUUAAAAUGUAAUCUAACACCAAAAACACAAGUGUAACACUGUGUCAGUGUAUGUUGGGGGAUUUUAGUGGUCCCUUUCAAUUAAUAUAUGCGGUAAAGGGGGCAAUUUGAUUAUAGCAAGAGUCAGUAACUAUAAAGUACCCCAUGGUUUAUGUGUUCACAGAGUGUAGGCAGUGAAGGAGGACCUAAUAAACCUGUCACUGAGUGUGUAUUUAACACUUUAAAGUACCUGUCCUCCUGUAGACAUGCCGUAUGGCAGUAUUUUCUUUUAAAUGCUUGGCUAAUGGGUAUGUAGCUGCAUGAAUACACAACCAACCCAAUCACAUAUGCACAUUUAAUUUCUUAAUAGAAAAUCCAAACAAAAUGGAAAACUGACUAAAUGAGCAAGGCUUCAGACCUUACUGCGCAUGCGCGUUUGUUAUAGCGGGGGUAUUUCCUAUUAGACUAAGAUGGCUACAAGCUUGUCACGUGACCUGUCGAAGCCCCAAACAAGGAGGAGCUAUAAGACGGAAACAAAACUAUCGCAGGUCGAUUUGGUUUCACCGGACUCACUGUGCGUUUAGGUUUGAGCUGCAAAAAAAAAAAAAAAGCUUGUGUCUUUGUUUUUCUGCACCGGAACAGUGAACGCAAACAUUUCUCGGUAGACACCGAACAGAAGAGAUGUGCAAUGAAAGCCAUUCAUAAAGGCGGGGAAACCCAACCGUUGGCCAUGAACAGCGAACUGAACGUUCCCGUGGCCUCGUCCACAGCCGGGGCGUCCGAUCGGCUCCAGGACGGAGGGGGGAUGGAUUAUCGGGACUGGGUCCGGCGCAGCUAUCUAGAGCUGGUGACCUCCAACCAUCACUCUGUGCAGGCGCUCUCCUGGAGGAAGCUCUACCUGAGCAGGGCCAAGCUCAAAGCGUCCAGCCGCACAUCGGCCUUGCUCUCCGGCUUCGCCAUGGUAGCCAUGGUGGAGGUGCAGCUGGAGGUGCAGUACAACUACCCGCGUGCUCUGCUGGUGGGCUUCAGCGUGUGCACCACGGUGCUGGUGGCCGUUCACCUGUUCGCGCUGCUCAUCAGCACGUGCAUCCUGCCCAACGUGGAGGCGGUGAGCAACAUCCACAACCUGAACUCGGUGUGCGAGUCGCCGCACGAGCGCAUGCACCACUACAUCGAGCUGGCCUGGGGCUUCUCUACGGCGCUCGGCAUCUUGCUCUUCCUCGCCGAGGUCGUGCUGCUCUGCUGGAUCAAGUUCCUGCCCGUGGACUCGGGGACGGUUCCUAAACAGGGGGCAGAGGGAGUGCCGGUGGCGACGGUGCCCGUUCCUGAGCCGGGCCACAGCGGCUGGCAGGCGGCACUCGCCUCCACCAUCAUCAUGGUGCCCGUGGGGCUCAUCUUCGUCAUAUUCACUGUGCACUUCUAUCGCUCGCUGGUGCGCCACAAGACCAAGCGCCACGACCAGGAGAUCGAGGAGCUGCACAAGAUCAAGGUGCAGCUGGACGGCCACGAGCGGGGCCUACAAGCCGUGUGAUCUUCAGGGAUUUUUUUUUUGGUUUGUUUUUGUUUUGUUUUUUGCUUCUUGCUUGCUUUUGCAGCACUCAAUCCAUACGCCUAUAUGCACCUUUAACUUUGCUCACUGUUGAAUUAUUUUCCUGCAUUUUUUUUUAAAGCAAAUGCAGCGAUUUUGGACAGCUUCUCGUGCGGCGUGUUUACAUUAUUGCAGCAAGGGCUAUUUUUUUUCUGCUUGUGUGGAUUUUUCCUAAUGGUUUAAGAGUUUCUAUCAGCUUCUGUUGCCAUGCUUAAAAUGCAAGACCAAAUUAGUGCUUUAUGCGAGUUCAUCUAUAUUUUACUCUUUGGUUCCCCUUUUGCUAGGUGUGUGGUGUUUAUACAGGGGUGGACAAAUCAUAAUUUCAUUACCUAACCCUCCGAGCAAGUAAAAGAUUGGCUGAAAAAUGAAUUGUCCAGACGGAAAAAUGGUAGCUAACGUAAUGGCAAACUAGCUAGUUAAGCGCAUUAAUACAGACUAAGAGAAACCAACGAGUUUAUAAUCGUGUAGCACAUCAUCUUUACUCCCUCAGUAAAGUCACUGGCCAACGCUUCAGCUACGAGAUCACAUUUUACUCGUGUGUCUCUCAGUAUGUUUAAAACCACGAUAACCUAACAUCCCCAAAAACAAGUGUUUGUCCUGAGCUACUGAUUUGUCCACCCCUGUUCCAUAUAGCCGUGCCAAAUUUGAUCCUAGAAUACGUACGAAUACACAAGAAGGCAGGAGGUGUCAUUACAGUAGGAAGGAAAGCUACGUAGGCUCACUGCCAAAGUAUGUCACAUAUGCAACAGUGAUAAAUCGCGUCUGUGUCCCGUCUGAGCUUCCAUUUUUUUUGCAAACGAUGUAGUGUUGCGUGAUUUUUAUUAUAUUAAUUAUACCGAAGAGUCAAGUGUCUUCACCCUUACAACCUGUAGAUUUUACAGUCCGUGUUUGUCUUUUGAAUAAAACUUUAAAGGACCAUUUAGUAAUUUAAUAUUAACUGAUACGCUAACAGUCUUAACCUCUUAACAGUUACAGCUCUGUAAAAAAAAAAGUGCACAUUUCAGUAUUUAUAAGCAGUCAGUUUUGAAGCACAAACCAGAGUCUUAGUGUAGUGGGGCUUUCAAAUGUGUGUGUAUGUAUAUAUAUGUGUAUGUGUCAGUUUGCUAGUUUGCGUUCCAGGUGGUUUACGUUAGGAAAUGGCUGAACAUUUGUGCCCAGCGUCCUUAUAUUAAUCGAACAGUCCGACAUUAACUUGGCGCUUUUACUUCAGAGAUGCAAGUGGACCGAACAACUUCGUCCAACAAGCUCAAGGCGCCUCUCUUCUGAACUUUUCAAUGCUGUUUACUUAAAAGGAAGACAUGAGGUCAACAUUCCAAAGUGUUCGGACCAACAACUGCCUGCCUUAUCUCAAAUACAAGACAUGAAAGUGCACUUGUAGUGUAAUGGACACGAGUAGUCGGAUUCAUAAAACAUGAUCACGACACGUCAAGCUGUGGUCCAACUUUUAGGUCUAAUGGAAAUACGUGUGUCAUUCGAUUGUCGGAAUGUUACUGUUGGGUUGUGUAUCAGUGCACAGACUAAUAUUUAUGUACCAUAUCCAUUGAUAUUAAAACUCUAGGACUGUACACUUCACGUGGUGUCCACGUUUUGCCGACGAAGAAAAACCCCUGACCAAAAUAAACAUCAGUAAACAUCACAAAAUAAAAAUCUUAUGGACUUUAUAAAGCAUUUCAAUCUGCAUGGGCAACGUGUCACAUGAUUUUGUGAUGAUGGACAACCUGCCCAAGUGGACGCACACUCUUCUUGUGCACAAUCUAUAACCAAGAGAAAUGUCCUGUCACAUUGCAUGUCUGUUUUACAUUCAGUCAACAGCCUUGUAUGUUAAUUUAUGCCAAAUAAACACCUUAUUUUGUUUACUUUCA
Pangasianodon hypophthalmus (striped catfish) is the source of this 4841-nucleotide messenger RNA. It is a transcript of the gene orai2, whose product is annotated as ORAI calcium release-activated calcium modulator 2. Lineage: Eukaryota; Metazoa; Chordata; Actinopteri; Siluriformes; Pangasiidae. Gene Ontology annotation, molecular function: store-operated calcium channel activity. The transcript has 4 exons. Bases 2080 to 2922 code for a protein of 280 amino acids. Gene Ontology annotation, cellular component: membrane. Gene Ontology annotation, biological process: store-operated calcium entry. The record is from RefSeq and is a predicted model, not a curated record.